UUGCCUCUCCCCUUUCGUAUUCCACUCGAGGGCCUGACGCGCCAUAUCACCAGCCGGCCUCCUCAACGAGUGUCCAAUCCAUCUUCACUUUCUCCUGCAUAUAUAUUCAAUAAAUAAAUUACCAUGGGAUUAUAUAUAUUAUUAUACUACCCAAAUUUUAAACAUACAAUAAUCCCCUUUGUGUUGUGAUCACUUUUCAUUUUAGAUGAAUUAACAAGUUAAUGCAAACAGAUUCCAUCGAAAGACAGACAAAAACAGAAUUAUAAAUGGAUAAAAUUAAGAAUAUAAUUAACGACUUACAAAAUGAAAUAAAUGAAAAUAAAAUUAUUCCAAAGUUAAUAGAAUUAUACAACAUCUAUUCAUUAAAACAAAAUAAAAAUCAUAAAGAAUUAAAUAAUUAUCUUUUAAAUUCAAUUUUACCGCUUCUACUAUGCAAUUGCAUAAAACAAAAUUUUUCACAAUUCAAUGAAAAUUGGAGCAUUUCAUAUCAAUUAAGUUGUUUUCUAUUAAAUUUAAUUACAUUCAAUAAUCAAUUUAAAGAUGUGAAAAUUUCAACCGAUUUAUUAAAAAAUAUUAUUGAAUCACAUUUAAUUUUAUUAAAACGUUUACAAAAAUAUUAUCACUUAUCAUCUAUUGAAUCACAUUUAAUUAAAAUGGAGACGUCUAAAGAAGAUUGUUCCAGUCUAAUUCAGUCUUUACUUAUAAACAUUGAAAAGUUGAUUAAACACUUUGAAAUAGUAGCCCCAUAUUUACUACUUAAAUCACCAUGGUUUUUACAAUUAUUUAUAUCAGAUAAUCAAGAUUUUUUUAUCUUAUUAAUUCAAUUAUUUACUAUAUGCAUUGAAUUGUCAUGUGAUUCAUUUAAACAAUUAAAGCAUAGUAUAAGAAUUGAUAUUUUAGAUGAAUUAAUUUAUCAUUUGUCAAUAAUUGAUAUUUCUAAAGAUAUAGAAUCAUUGUUAAAAUGUUUUGUUGUAUUAUUGAAGAAUAUACCAGAAUUGCGCGGGACUGUGUUGAAACGUUAUCGUGGGAUUCAACUCUUACUGACAAAAUGGUUAACACAUUUUACUCAGAAGGAGAAUCAACAGAAAUCUGAUAAAAAUGUCACAUGUAAACAACUUCUAGGCGAACUGAUUCAUCUAAUUGAUGAAUAUAAAAAAUCAAUUAAAGAAGACGAAGAAAAAGUUGAUGAAAGUGUCUGUGUGAAGAAACAGUCCAAAAAGGUUAAUCUAAGCCAAGAACAAGCUGCAAUAACUAUCCAAUCUGCCUGGAGAGGAUAUUCAGAAAGGAAAAAGUUAAAAUUUAUGAGUAAAAAUAUUGCGAAGUUUCAGCGACAUUUUAGAGAAUGUCAGUUGAAAAAGGCAAAAGACUUAGAAAAGUUAAGCCUUGAAAAAGAAUUUCAGCAUACAAUCAGUAGAAAUCGUCAUAAACGCUACAGGCAACACUUAGAAUCUGAAGCCAAACUAUGGUCAAGUUUACCGCCACGUUUAGUUGAAAUUGCAUGGAAUAAAAAACGUGAAGAAGCAGCUACAACAAUUCAACGAUAUUAUCGUGGAUAUACAACACGAAAACAGAUAACAAGUCAACAAGAUUAUUUGAAAUGUGAUAAAGCUGCAAGAAUAAUACAAGUCUACUUUCGUAAAUAUCUAUCACGUAGAGAAUGUCUUUCAACAAGGAAAUGUAUUCCCCCGGUGAAUUCAUCAGAAAGUUAUAUGAUGAAGAAAAAGGAUUCAGAAGUGAUCGACAAAGAACAAAUCCUACGGGAUCAUCGAAGAUGGUGUGAAACUCAUCAAGAAAAAAUUAGACCAAUCAGUCAAUUAGAAGAUAUUCACUAUGAACUACAAGGUAAACUUGAUAAAUAUCUACGAAGUCGACGUAUAAGUAACAUCAAAAAUCAAGCUAGACAAGUAACACUGACAAGAAUGAAAAUUGAUUCCGAUCUUCUAUUGAAUGAGACUACUGAUAAAGCAGAGAAACAAACAGACGGGAGUAAAACAAUCCCACUGGAGGAUAUAACAUCACCGUCAACAAAAACUACAACACUCAAUGAUAUAGUAAAUCGGCAUAUUCAGUGCUCUGAUAUACCAAAUGCAUUUAGUCAAUUCUCAUGUCGUGUUCAGCCGUUGGCCAGAUUCGCUCAAAUAGAACAUCAUGAUAUGAUGUCAAUGAUGAAUUCAAAUAAAUCCUGGUGGAAUAUUUUCAUGUCAGAGUGGAAUAA
Messenger RNA from Trichobilharzia regenti, 2215 nucleotides. The record is from the annotation of a GenBank genome assembly. Lineage: Eukaryota; Metazoa; Platyhelminthes; Trematoda; Strigeidida; Schistosomatidae.